Sesamum indicum (sesame) is the source of this 482-nucleotide messenger RNA. RefSeq names its product large ribosomal subunit protein eL39. Gene Ontology annotation, cellular component: ribosome; cytosolic large ribosomal subunit. Gene Ontology annotation, biological process: translation. The record is from RefSeq and is a predicted model, not a curated record. Gene Ontology annotation, molecular function: structural constituent of ribosome. Lineage: Eukaryota; Viridiplantae; Streptophyta; Magnoliopsida; Lamiales; Pedaliaceae.
CAGCUGAUUGGCCCAUAUGUCUUGGUUAAGCCCAAACAUUAGAACAACAUCAAUCUCCGUCUAGGGUUUCCUUACACUUCCCCUCAAAACGUGCAUUUCUGCUUCUCAGAAGACUUUGAACUUCCCCUUUGCCAAAAUGCCGUCGCACAAAACGUUGAGGAUAAAGAAGAAGCUGGCGAAGAAGCAGAGACAGAAUCGACCUAUUCCUUAUUGGAUCCGGAUGCGUACCGAUAACACAAUCAGGUACAAUGCGAAGCGCAGGCAUUGGCGCCGCACUAAGCUAGGGUUUUAAGGUCCGCUUGACUUUUAAUCAGAAGGUGUUUGGGAGUAAACAGAACAAGAGUUGCAAUAUUUGUUGGUUUGCUGCUUUAGUUUCCAAUUGUAUUGUAAAACUCUAGUGAAUUAAAUUUUGGAUAUGUUUCUUUGAGAAUCUUAUGAAUUAUUUUGAAAAAUUUGAAGGAUUGUUUGUGUUUUUCGAUUCC